UGCUGAAUGGGGUCUUUCCUCUACUCCUCUCCUGCAGGGGUCAUGCCCAGACUCUCUCAGUAAUAAAUCUGCCCUCCAGUAUCUAAAACUACAGUUUUUACACCGAGUGUGGUUCGGAGUCAUGAUGGGCGGCAGGACGAGCGCUAUCGCUGCCGGAGUCGGCGCGGCGCUGUUCGUCGGUUACUGUAUUUACUUCGACAGGAAGAGACGGAGCGACCCGAACUUCAAGCGCAAGCUGAGAGAGCGAAGGAAGAAGCAGAAGGCAGCACAAGAAAGAGCUGGACUAUCAAAGCUGCCAGAUCUAAAGGACGCCGAGGCUGUUCAGAAAUUCUUCCUCGAGGAGAUUCAGCUGGGAGAAGAACUGUUGGCACAGGGAGACUAUGAAAAAGGAGUAGACCACCUGACCAAUGCCAUCGCGGUGUGUGGUCAGCCUCAGCAGCUCCUACAAGUGCUGCAGCAGACUCUGCCUCCACCGGUCUUCCAGAUGCUCCUCACCAAACUGCCCACUAUCAGUCAGCGCAUCGUCAGUGCACAGAGCGUGAGUGAUGACGAUGUUGAGUAAGAAGAGGCCGUGUUAUUUAUGUGAUGCUCCUCCGUGGAACCUUCUCACAGCUGUUUUACUCCUCCACCAUCAAAUCACUCUCCUGUUUCUUCCCAGUUUAUACAAUGGCCACCCAGAAUUUUUCUGAUAAACACUAAUUUGUCUGUAAAGGCUACAUAAGCCUGUAAAUUGUUAACAUCUGUGAAAAAUAUUGGUGUCUUUUAAUGUCUGGCGACCUUUGUUAACCUCUAGCUGUCAGGUAACUAACACAGUGAUUAGUGUUUUCAAAUGUGUAAAUGAAUGAGAGGCAUAACCUUCAGUCAUAUUUCCAGUUUUCCUUAUGACAGAAUAUAAUAUUUGUGCUAAAAAUCAGCAAAUAUGCAACAAGCAAAUGCUGCACAUUGUUCACAAUUCUUCCUUGGCCAUAGACAAAAUGUUUACAUUGUCGGAUCCAGCGGUUUUCAGUUCCAUGCCUGGGGGUUACAAGCAGUGGACAUUCUAGACAUUUUCCCCUCUCUAACACCUCUGACUAAGCUUGUGAAGGGGUUUAGUAGUUGCCUGAGGAGUUUAAUCAGACGUAUUGAGUAGAACACAAUGUGAACAGGACUGGGAUUGAGACUCACUGGGCUAAUCAGUUAUUCAUCAUUGAGUUUCAUUUAGUUGUAUGAAAGAACAGGUCAAGAAAGCAGGGGGUUAAACUACAGAGCUGAAUGUAUUAGUAAAGUGUUUAGUUUUGUACAAAGUCACAGUUGUAUGCAGAUGUUUGACUAAAUUACGUCUUGUUGACCUUCUAAGUUAACACAUCCUCUACAGAGAACAGACUUAAAUAUGGCUCUAUUUUGCAAAUGUAAAUGCCCACUUGCUCUUUAUUUGCGGAGUUUAAAAUAUUGGAGGAAAUAGAACAUAAAAUGUGCCAUAACUUUUGCACAGACCAUUAUUUAUGCUCCUCCAAGUAUGUUAAAAUGAGCAAAUUAACAGAUGUUGUGCAUUAAAGAGCUAAUUUUCACUUAGAAAAGCAACACAAAAUUAGACCAGGGUGACCAAACUUUUGCAUAUGACUGUACUAUAAAGUACAAACAUUAUGCACAGCUCUUGCAUUACUGCAGUACCAGUUUGUAACCCAUGCAUUCAACUUUGCAGUUGACCUCCUGGGUUCAUGGAGAAAGAACUUAACGUUUUAUUCAUCGUUAUUUUUUUAAACCAUGUAGAAUGUCUUAUGUAUUAUUUGUCUGCGGUACUUUUGAAGGUGCUUGAGUAUUGCUCUCGGUAAGCUGAUUUGUAAUGGAGAGUCUCCUUUUUUUAAACUCAAAAUAAAAGAUGGAUGAAGCUGUGA
Molecule: messenger RNA, 1874 nt
Organism: Colossoma macropomum (tambaqui)
Lineage: Eukaryota; Metazoa; Chordata; Actinopteri; Characiformes; Serrasalmidae
Gene: tomm20b
Product: translocase of outer mitochondrial membrane 20b
Exons: 5
Coding region: 122-562 (146 amino acids)
Biological process (GO): tRNA import into mitochondrion; protein targeting; protein import into mitochondrial matrix
Cellular component (GO): mitochondrial outer membrane; mitochondrial outer membrane translocase complex
Molecular function (GO): transmembrane protein transporter activity
Source: RefSeq, a predicted model, not a curated record